Molecule: messenger RNA, 1398 nt
Organism: Leishmania braziliensis MHOM/BR/75/M2904
Lineage: Eukaryota; Euglenozoa; Kinetoplastea; Trypanosomatida; Trypanosomatidae
Exons: 1
Coding region: 1-1398 (465 amino acids)
Biological process (GO): tRNA nucleoside ribose methylation
Cellular component (GO): cytosol
Molecular function (GO): RNA binding
Source: RefSeq, a predicted model, not a curated record
AUGUUCUUUGCCACCUUUAAGCGGCUUACUCAGAAGGAUUUUGACGCAUGGGGCUACCACAUUCACUGGCCUCAAAAUGAAAUUCUGUCUCCCCUCACCGGAAAGGUCAACUUUGUUGUUGAAGAUAUCAAAUUCGCUAGCAAUGCAUGGAGUCUACUGCGACUUGCCAUGUUUUUUGGUGUAAAGCACCCCAAAGUAUUGAGCAACAUGACCAAGACAACGCCGUCGAUGGACAUUAUGCGGUCUGCUAAUCGCUUGUUCUUUAUGCACUCUCGUGUUAACGCUAAUCUGAAUAAGACCAAAGUCAAGAUUGCUCUCACACCUACCCAUCCUUGUGCAUUCCCAGUUCAAGAACUCGCCUGGAAUAAACACCGACAUUUCUCUGGGCGCCAGUCAGCCGGUGUCGAGCUGGUUCUGGGAAUGGAAAACGGACUCUCACAAAAGGUCGUGGAGGAGUGUGACCUUUGCAUGUACAUUCCCCAGUAUGGCUCUAUCGGCUCACUCUCCAUGAUCUCUGCUCUCGCCAUAGCGGCCCAUUCAACAUGGCGUGAAGCUGUGCAGGAAGAGAGCAACACUUCUCAUAUCAGCAUUGCGCCCCAACGCGCCUCCCAUGGCCACAAGCCACUAUCGAAUAGCCCACAUCGAGUGCAGCACUCGCUUCCGCAUGAGAUGGACUUACUAGGUUUCAGUAACGCGGCGAUCAAAGCCAUACUCAAGGAAAGGCGCCAGAGCUACGACCUCCAGCUGAGUGUGCUCAUGUAUAACGAACUUGGAGACCGCAACAUCGGUGCCGUCAUCAGGAAUGCCAAUGUGUUCAACUGUGAGUAUGUAGCUGUCGUGAAUCGAAGGCGGUUCAACAGACGUGGUGCUCUUGGUACACAGAAGGUCCUCGAUGUUCACUUCUUUGCAACUGUAGACGAAGAUGCAGCCCGAGGACUUUUCGAGGGCUACGAAGUGUGGCUUUUGUAUCCAUACUACCCAAACCUUCUCAUUUACGAAGCUGGGAGAAAGGAAGACGCCGCCUACAAUUUAUUAACCUUCCUGCGACACGAGGACCCGGUGCUACAGGCGUGGGGCGCCACCCAGCACCAGCUCACCAGCGAGCAUCCACUUGUAGUGCGUUACCCUCACCUUUGUCAACAGGUAGUCUUUCUAGAUGACGACAGGUCCCUUGCCUCCUGUGUGCAAGAUGUAAAGCGCAGAAAGCUUCGUGGUAUUCUGCUGGCCGUGCCCGAGGAGGGAUGCUCCCCUCACCCGUGUUUGUGCAAGCUCAGCCAUCGGGUGGUGUAUGUCACAAGUCCGUCACACCUCCCUCACCAGACACAGCGUGGACUGAACCCAGCGCUUUCCACCGCGAUUGCACUUGAGCGAUUACGAUGCGCCACUGAGGGACUCUGA